AUGCCGGUGGUUUACUUGCUAUUUCAUCUCAUUUCUUUCUGUUACUGCCGUCAGAAUAGUUAUGGUGAUGAGCUGGAAACGCCGGCGCCCCUGAAACGAACAGUGUGCCGGGCAGGCUACUAUAAAGUGCUGAAUUCGAAGGGCGUUGAGUGGUGCGUUAGAAAUCCCACCGAAAACGGACCGCAUCUUAUAGCCGCAGAAAAGAAGCCGAUGAAUAAGCGACGAGUGAAGGCGCCGAGUGCAAUACAUUGUGGCGUCAAAGAAGUGUACGCUGAAUGCGGGAAUGCCUGUGAGCCUAGCUGCUUUUAUCAUGAUCCGGCCUGCAAGGCGCCGUGUGGUAGGCCGGCUUGCGUUUGUGCCCCUGGACUGAAGCGGGACACGACGCGACAAUUGUGUGUUCACUCGUACGAAUGCCCGCAAAUCGAACCGUCAAUGUUCGGGUCCGGCUUCACGGAUCCGUGUAUCGAUGCCGCUUGUCCUCCCGGGAGCCAAUGCGUAACGAAGGAGGUAAACUGCUCGGUACCGCCGUGUCCUCUGACGGCCUUUUGUAUCGCCUUCGACCGGAAGCGGCGGGUGAGAAAAACCAGAGCGAAGCAU
Mesorhabditis spiculigera is the source of this 597-nucleotide messenger RNA. NCBI's taxonomy places the organism in Eukaryota, Metazoa, Nematoda, Chromadorea, Rhabditida, Rhabditidae. The record is from the annotation of a GenBank genome assembly.